ACCCCCCAAUUAGACAUAUGAUAUGUUUACCCUUAAAAAAAAAAUUAAAAGCCCAUCCCGAUGCACCUUCUUCUACACACUAAGCAAGCACCCUUGUUCCCCUUGAUCUCAGUUUUCCUCCUCCAUCCCAACAAUGGACCCCCUUCCCAACGGCAACAACGUAGCAGCAGCAGCAGCUCCUCCAUCUUCUUCUUCUUCCAAACUGACGGAGUCCUUAAAAUUAGAACAUCAGCUUCUUCGAGUCCCAUUCGAACACUACAAGAAGACCAUCCGUGCUAACCACCGCCUAGUCGAGAAAGAGGUCUCCGCCGUCAUCUCCGCUUUACCACACUCCGCCGAUCAUGACGACGCCAUUCACCAUCUCAAUUCACUUGUUUCCAGAUUACAAGGCCUUAAGCGGAAGUUGGAAGAUGGAAGUAGGGCUGAGCGUCUUCAAGCGCAACGGUGUCGGGCCAGACUUGAUCAUUUGGAAUCAGCUGAUGGUGACAAUAUAUCGGAGUGGAAUAACACGCGCUUGAAGCGAAUUCUGGUGGACUAUAUGUUGCGAAUGUCGUACUAUGAUACUGCCACAAAGCUUGCUGAAAGCAGUAACAUUCAGGAUCUUGUUGAUAUUGAUAUCUUUUAUGAAGCCAAAAAAGUUAUCGAUGCUCUUCAUAAUAAGGAGGUAGCUCCCGCUUUAGCCUGGUGUGCUGAUAACAAGUCCAGGUUAAAGAAAUUCAAGAGCAAGUUUGAGUUUCAGUUAAGACUUCAGGAGUUCAUUGAAUUGGUGCGUAAUGAAAAUAAUGUUCAGGCAGUUAUUUAUGCGCGGAAGUACCUUGCGCCAUGGGCGGCUACAUAUAUGAAAGAAUUCCAGAAAGUUUUUGCCACACUGGCUUUUACAAGUAAUACUGGAUGCGAGAUAUACAAGGUUUUAUUUGAACCAAAGCAAUGGGAUUACUUAAUGGAUCAAUUCAAACAAGAAUUUUGUAGGCUAUACGGCAUGACUCUGGAGCCUUUGUUGAAUAUUUAUCUCCAAGCAGGCUUAUCCGCUCUGAAAACCCCAUUCUGUUAUGAGGAUGAUUGCACAAAAGAAGAUCCUUUGUCUCAAGAAAGCUUCCGGAAACUCGCAAUGCCGUUGCCCUUCUCAAAGCAACACCACUCAAAGCUUGUCUGUUAUAUAACGAAAGAGCUAAUGGAUACAGAGAACCCCCCACUUGUCCUGCCCAAUGGCUAUGUUUACAGCACUAAGGCUCUUGAGGAAAUGGCAACUAACAAUAAUGGAAAAAUUACCUGUCCAAGAACAGGCUUGGUUUGCAACUAUACUGAAGUCACCAAAGCAUUUAUCUCAUAAUAUGCCUACUCAUCUAAGUAGAGGUAUGCUGCAACCCUCAUUUCUAUUUAUUGCAUAUAUACAUUAUGUAUGUAUAUAUAUGCUAAUCACCUUCCGUCUAUCUGUCUUUGUAAUUGCUGUUUGUACCUAAAUCAACCAUAAAACUUCCCUUCAUUGGAACCGUCUGUUUGAAUGUCCAAAUGUACAGUUUGUUUUUCAGUUACUUGAAAAUAUAUAUCUGUUUGACUUCAAUCGUGUUUGGUACAAAAGUUUAUCAUAUUGACAUGA
Molecule: messenger RNA, 1597 nt
Organism: Helianthus annuus (common sunflower)
Lineage: Eukaryota; Viridiplantae; Streptophyta; Magnoliopsida; Asterales; Asteraceae
Product: protein MAEA homolog
Exons: 7
Coding region: 134-1330 (398 amino acids)
Biological process (GO): proteasome-mediated ubiquitin-dependent protein catabolic process
Cellular component (GO): cytoplasm; GID complex; nucleus
Molecular function (GO): protein binding; ubiquitin protein ligase activity
Source: RefSeq, a predicted model, not a curated record